GGUUUCAUUCAUCACCACCGCCAAACCAAACCUAACCAAACCAACCCCUUCCAAAUUCCAAUCCAAACCAAACGAACCUCUUUCCUAGGUUCCCGGAAUUCUUUCCUCAUUUUCUUUCUCUUUCUCUCCUCUCUGCACCGCUUUUCUCUCUUUCAUGGCCACCGUGGCGCGCGCGAUUCGCUGCGAGCUUAGAGUUCCGAGACCGGCUUCUCAGAGAAUAGAACCGGAAAUUCCAGUUCAGAUUCCAUUUCCCAAAGUCUCGUCGCCGGAAUCGGAGAACAAUAAGAUCAUGUUGCAGCCUCGCCUCUGCACUCUGAGGUCGUACGGCUCCGAUCGACUAACGGUGAUGAAGACGAAGAAGGACGGCGGAGAUGAAGCAGCAUCGCUGUUCUUCGCGACUCUGUCGGAGUACAUAGAGAACUCCAAAAAGAGCCAGGACUUCGAGAUCAUCUCUGGUCGAUUAGCCAUGAUAGUGUUUGCGGCGACAGUGACGGAGGAGAUCGUGACUGGGAAUUCGUUGUUCAGGAAGAUGGACAUAGAGGGGAUUGAGGAAGCUUUAGGGGCUUGUUUGGCGGCAGUGACUUGUGCUGCAAUUUUCGCGUGGUUCUCUAGUGCUCGGACCAGAGUUGGUAAGAUGUUCAGCGUUACGUGUAACUCUUUCAUUGAUACGCUUAUUGAUCAAAUUGUUGAUGGUUUGUUCUACGACACCAAAUUGGAUGACUGGUCCGAUGAUAAAUAAUGAAAUCGUGAAUAUCUUGACUAUAUAAAUCCAAGCGUUUUGUUGAAUCCGUAUAUUUUGAUAUUUAGAAACAAUUUAAAGUGAAAUGUAUUGUGUAAUUAUACAAAUGUAAUUUUGUAAUUUUGUCCUACAUAAAUUAAAAGAACUACGGCUAUUUUUGUGAUAGAUAAAAAAAUAAAAAAAUAAAUAAAAUAUAAAAUAAUAAAUAAAAAAAAUGUUCUUUAGUCUC
Molecule: messenger RNA, 968 nt
Organism: Ziziphus jujuba (common jujube)
Lineage: Eukaryota; Viridiplantae; Streptophyta; Magnoliopsida; Rosales; Rhamnaceae
Product: stress enhanced protein 2, chloroplastic
Exons: 2
Coding region: 155-739 (194 amino acids)
Biological process (GO): cellular response to high light intensity
Source: RefSeq, a predicted model, not a curated record